AUGUCUCCCAAUAUUUCCAAGACCGACACAGGCACGCCUGAUGUCCGUAAUGACAUGCUGGGAGGUCUGCGACUGCGCAAUGAAGAGACCAACGAGAUAAUCCUCAUACCAACCCCAACCAACGAUCCCAAUGAUCCGCUCAACUGGUCCAAGCCAUACCGUUUCUACAUCGCCGUCCUCGUCUCCUGCGCCAUUUUCUUCAGCAACUUCUUAGCAGCCGGCCCUUCCGUCGCCAUCGUCAGCAUCACCGAGUCCUACUUUGGUCCACCCGGUCCCGAUUUCAGCGCCAAAGUCUCCAAGAUUGCCUACUUCUUCACCACUACUGCUCUUCUCCAGGGCAUGGGAAAUCUGAUAUGGAUGCCCUUUGUUGCCAAGUACGGCCGUCGGCCUACAUAUGUCCUGUCCUUUAUAAUGUACACAGCUGUCGCUGCUUGGGCUGGUGGUGCGACUACUUACGGGAGUGCUUUGGCUGCGCGCAUCCUCAUGGGUUUUGCGUCAGGCGUCGCUGAAUGCUUGGCUCCGCUGACUAUCUCGGACCUGUUCUUCUUGCACGAGAGAGGUGCCGCUAUGGCGAUAUACACCACUGCGCUGUCCGCUGGUGUAGGUGUUGGAAUUAUUGUUGCUGGACUCAUCACCAUCAAUCUGAGCUGGCGGUAUAUUUACUGGGUAUCGGUCGCUUUGAUUGGAGUGUGUACCAUUCUGAUCAUCUUGACGUUCCCUGAGACCGUCUACAACCGCCAAGAAACUACAGAAGGAACACACACGCAUAUUGAUUCCAAUUGCAAGGACCAUGAUCAGGAUCUUGAAAAGGUACAGUUUGAAGAAGCUUCAACAUCCGGACAUGUAUCUUAUUCUCCACCCCCAAAGCGCACAUUCGUUCAAAAUCUGUCCCUGUACAGCGGCACACACACCAAGGAGUCCAUACUCAAGCUAUUGUUCCGGCCUGUCGUUCUCCUCACCCUUCCACUAGUGCUUUGGGCUACCCUCGUCAUGUCGGUGACCAUCGGCUUCCUCGUUGCCAUCAGCUCCAACUUUGCUGUAGCUUUUUCUGCCACGUAUGGCUUCAAGCCGUGGCAGGCUGGCUUAUGCUUCAUUUCGUGUCCCAUCGGCGCCGGUGCUGGGACAUUCUUUGGAGGUUACUUUAGUGACAAGGUGGCGGAUCGACUGACUCGGAAGAAUGGUGGCAUUCGAGAGCCGGAGAUGCGACUGCCUGCUAUUCUCAUCUCGCUUGUCAUCGCGCCGCUGUCUCUGGUCCUGUAUGGCGUAGGCAUCGAUCGUAGCUGGCACUGGAUUGUCCCCACCAUUGGUCUAGGUCUUUUGAACAUGGCAAUCGUUCAAGCUACCAACGUCAGCUUGGUCUACACAAUCGACAGCUACCGUCCCGUUGCAGGAGAGUUGGCAGUCACGCAACUAGCGUUCAAGUCUGCUUUCGGAUUUCUCCUCUCUUUCUACACUAAUCCUUGGAUUGAUAUCAGCGGAUAUGCUAAUGCAUUUGGUGCCAUGGCUGGAAUCUCGGGAGCGGUUAUUUUGUGCUGGGUACCUAUCUAUAUUUGGGGCCGAAGGAUCCGCCACGCUACGUGGAACUGGGGCUACAUUGAGAAGUUUGUUCACUGGAAUGUGGAUCGUGAAGUGGGCGAGUAG
Fusarium tjaetaba is the source of this 1641-nucleotide messenger RNA. Its product is annotated as HOL1. Gene Ontology annotation, molecular function: transmembrane transporter activity. Bases 1 to 1641 code for a protein of 546 amino acids. Gene Ontology annotation, biological process: transmembrane transport. NCBI's taxonomy places the organism in Eukaryota, Fungi, Ascomycota, Sordariomycetes, Hypocreales, Nectriaceae. The record is from RefSeq and is a predicted model, not a curated record. The transcript has 5 exons.